Messenger RNA from Caenorhabditis sp. 36 PRJEB53466, 1540 nucleotides. The record is from the annotation of a GenBank genome assembly. NCBI's taxonomy places the organism in Eukaryota, Metazoa, Nematoda, Chromadorea, Rhabditida, Rhabditidae.
AUGAGGGUUCGGCCAGCAAGUUUCUACCGAUACUUGAUUUUGGCGAUCGGAGUACUCUUCUGUCUCUACGCGAUCUACGGAAUCAUCGGCUAUGACGACGGCUCGCACGUUCCGGUGCACCGCCCGCAACGUCAUCUCUACCUGACAGUUUCCAAAGAUCGCAUUGGCAGUCGAUUCGAGAAGUUGGCUCCGAAGCGGAUUCUCUACUGGACGACCGUGUUCGGGGCAACCGUCUCGCCGUUGGGCCUCUCCGAUUGUCCCGGAUUGACAGUACUGCCGAAUACUGAAAUAUAUAGGAAAUGUCGUUUUCAGGACCGUUGUGUGAUCGACACUGAUCGUCACAAACUCGAUUCGGCCGACGCGGUCAUCUUCCACGCGGCCGACCUCUCCAGAUUCCCUCUUCCGAUUUCUCGCAAACCGGAACAAAUGUUCGUUUUCAACUCGAUGGAAACCCAGAUAACAGUGGUCGAUUCGCAGUUCCAGGUACUAGUACUCUAGAGUCUAGACACCUUUUCGCACAUUUCCUUCUUUCCAGAAUCAUUUUUCAACUGGACCUCCACGCAUUUAUACUCCUCGGACGCCAUUCACAAGUACGGAUCGUUCCUGAUUCCGACUCAAAUCGCCGAAAGCCGCGGAUUCAAAGUGUCAAGCUUCUACGUGCAGCCGAAACGACUUCGGAAGACGAGAAGCGGAGUGUUCGGACUCAUUUCCAAUUGUCACACGACGUCGAAACGAGAACUUGCGCUUCAGGAACUCGGAAAGUGAGUCGAGGAGAGAGAGAGGGAGAGAGAGAGAUCCACGUGGCAACACUUACAGGCACAUAAACGUGACAAUCGGCGGAAAGUGUGCAUCGGACGAGCGCUAUAAGUCGAUCUGCCCGCCGGGCACCGAAUGUCUCGACGUCUUUGAACAGUAUCCAUUCUACAUUGCCAUCGAGAAUACGGUUAACUAAAUGUCCACUUUUUUACUCAAACCUCUCCCACUUUUGCAGGUGUGCAAUGAUUAUGUGACCGAAAAGAUCUGGAAUAGAAUCAGUGUGCCGAGCAUACCGAUUGUGAUGAAGAGAAAAGUGUACAAAAAGUGAGAAAAGUUCAGAUUUUCAAUAUAGAAAACUUUGAAAUGUUGUAGUGUUCUGCCGCCAAAGUCAUUCAUCGCAAUGGACGACUACAAGAAUCCACGUGAAAUGGCCGACCAUCUGAGAGCUCUCGAGACCAAUUCGUCAGUUCCUCCGGCCUGAUAGGCUUCUCCAAUUCAAAACCUUUUCAGCACUGCCUUUUCGGAAUACUUCGAAUGGCGCCAGAAGGGCACGUGGACGACGGCUCCGUGGAACUCUCCCGGUUAUCGAAACGGCGUCUGCCGGGUCUGCGAGCUGCUUUGGCAGAGCAACGAAAACGGAACCGAGCACAAAGCGGUGAGCAUUCGCAAUAGAGCAACGUUGCAAGAGACAGUUGAAUUUCAGUACGAAAACGUCUGGAAAUGGUUCGACGAUGAGUCGCAAUGCGAAAAGGACGAAUUCGUGCGCAGUUGGCUCAGCAGCUAG